Molecule: messenger RNA, 443 nt
Organism: Staurois parvus
Lineage: Eukaryota; Metazoa; Chordata; Amphibia; Anura; Ranidae
Source: the annotation of a GenBank genome assembly
AUGCAGGGUCCGGGGAGACCAGAUAUAGUGAAUGCAGGGGGAGACCAGAUAUAGUGAAUGCAGGGUCCGGGGAGACCAGAUAUAGUGAAUAGCCAGGGUCCGGGGAGACCAGAUAUAGUGAAUGCAGGGGGGAGACCAGAUAUAGUGAAUGCAGGGUCCGGGGAGACCAGAUAUAGUGAAUGCAGGGUCCGGGGAGAGACCAGAUAUAGUGAAUGCAGGGUCCGGGGAGACCAGAUAUAGUGAAUGCAGGGUCUGGGGAGAUCAGAUAUAGUGAAUGAGGGUCCGGGGAGACCAGAUAUAGUGAAUGCAGGGUCCGGGGAGACCAGAUAUAGUGAAUGGGGGUCCGGGGAGACCAGAUAUAGUGAAUGCAGGGUCUGGGGAGACCAGAUUUAGUGAAUGCGGGGUCCUGGGGAGACCAGAUUUAGUGAAUGCGGGGUCCUGGG